Messenger RNA from Somion occarium, 2395 nucleotides. The record is from the annotation of a GenBank genome assembly. NCBI's taxonomy places the organism in Eukaryota, Fungi, Basidiomycota, Agaricomycetes, Polyporales, Cerrenaceae.
CUCUCCAAACCGUGUUUACCACCUUGAUAUCUCUUUCAUGGAUUUUCCGCCACGAAAAUCAGAUAUGUGCAGCCAAGUGCGCGUGGACGGCAGUGUGCAAUCUCGGGUUUUUCGAUAUCUGACUAGCCGCUGGCCUUUUUCUCAUGGCACAGCUGAUUGCAUGUGCAUAUAUAAGAACUCAGGACGAGCCAGAGUUCAGGCCGGGUUUCAUUGACUUGGCCUCCCCUGUACAUCAUGUCUGCUCAAUCAACUCCAUCUGAGUUGCGCAAACGCUCCCCCUCAUCUUCACCCAGUGGCCGGUCUCAAAAGGAUCGAUCAUUAGAUUCGACGAGACAACUCAAACCAAGUUAUCGGCCGAAUAAUGCACUCAGGAUGACUGCCAUCCGAGUGGUGGUCGCAGGUUUACUGGGUUUCUUCGGUUUGCGAGCCGCUCAGAAAUGGGGCAGGAGCGAGGUGCCAGAUGCUUACGCUCUAUGUUCCCCCGAGGGAAAGAUAUUUACUGUAGACGAAGCUAAUCCCGAAGUUGAGUGUAUGGUCAUUCACGGGUCUCACUUCUCAGACGUUGGGUCGCUCGCGGAUAUCCGUCUCCGUUGGACUGCUAUCCCGGUGCGCUUUAUCCAAUCCGGGGCUGUUGUGGUACCAGGAAUAAGUGAUUCUCAUGUGCACAUCCUCGAGUAUGGCGCCACGAUACAAUUGCCAUUAGAGGGUCCCAAAAGCGUUAAGGAAACCGUGCAAGUGGUUAGGAACUACAUUCUCUCUGACCCUGACGUUCGUCACAAUAAGUCCACCUUUGUUGAGGGUUGGGGUUGGGACCACACACAAUGGCUACUAGAGCAAUGGCCUACUUCGGAAGACCUAGAAAAUGAUCCUGUUGUUAGAGGACGACCUAUCGUUCUCCAAAGUAAAGAUGGACAUGCCAUAUGGGUGAGCAAGAAGAUCCUGGAUGACAUCGAGUUCAUUCCCGAAGAAAUCGAAGGGGGAACGAUCUUCCGGGAUUCGAACGGUAACCCAACAGGGGUAUUCAUGGACAGUGCACAGUCGUUGGUAAAUGCCCCUGAGCCUACUCACGACCAGAUGGAAAAACGCUUCGGACUCGCCGUUCGCGAUGCACAUAAAGUCGGUUUAACCGCCCUUCACGACGCUGGUUUCAAUCCUCGUUCUCUGGCUUUCUUCAAGAAGCAGGCCGAGGAAGACAAGUUGCCGAUACGAGUUUAUGGUAUGACCUAUUUCAACGAGUCGGCUGAGUAUUGGGGCAACAGCGUCGAGAAGGUUAUUGGGGCUGGAAAUAACCGACUUAGCGCACGAAGUGUGAAAAUCUUUGCGGACGGUGCCUUGAGGUCCGGGGGUGCUGCUCUUUAUGAACCUUACUCGGACAAUCCUGAGACUCGUGGAUUCCUUCGCAUUGAUCCGGAGUUGCUCAACAAGGUUAUUCCCCGAUUCCUUCGUGAUGGGUGGCAAGUUAACGUGCACGCAAUCGGUGAUCGGGCAAACGGCGUAGUGUUGGAUGCCUUCGAGGCGGCGUUGAAGGAUGCCAAUGUCAGCGCUUUGCGCCCAAGACUGGAACAUGCUCAAAUUCUUGCCAAGAAGGACAUGGCACGGUUUGGAGACCUAGGCAUCAUUGCCAGUAUCCAACCUACUCAUGCUAUCAGCGACAUGUGGUUCGGGGAGGAUCGCCUUGGCCCUGAACGCGUAAAAGGAUUGUAUGCAUUCCGCAGUAUUAUCGACCACGGCGGACGUAUUGCGUUGGGUUCAGACUUCCCAGUGGAAGACAUGAACCCUCUUGCUGGCUUCUAUGCCGCAAUUACCAGACUGUCUCCGGACGGGAAGUCCCCUCAUGGACCCGGUGGAUGGUUUCCCGAACAGCGAAUGACUCGCCAGGAGGCACUGAAGGGCAAGUUGCCAGUAUAUAUGGUUUCAGAAGUUGAGAAGCUGAGAUGUUCAUUUGCAGGCAUGACUCUCGAUCCGGCCUACGCCUCCUUCUCCGACGACCAACUUGGUACCAUUACGCCUGGGAAACGUGCGGACUAUGUCGUUCUAUCGAAAGAUAUCAUGACAAUUCCUGCGGGCAAGCUUUUGGAGACAAAAGUGUUGGCCACGGUGAUAGAUGGGCGCCCGGUCUAUGGCAAGAUCUAAUGGAAUUUACGAAGUAAAUAGAGUUGCGCCUCGAGUUGCUUCGGCAAAUUACUGGCACCCUCCACGAUGUGGUUUGGUUAUUGAUGUUUUGCAUGGCUGAUGCUGGUCUUCUUGAAACUCGCAUGAAUGUAAAUCUUGCUUGUUCAAUGUUAUCUGUAGUAUACACUAUUAUAUUCUAUCAUCUUAUCUUCAUCUCUACCCUCCGAGUUCUUGUUGUCCCGAGACCCACUUUUUGAUCCAUAGAAUGAAAUCGACGCGCGUU